This is a messenger RNA of Trematomus bernacchii (emerald rockcod), 544 nucleotides long. It is a transcript of the gene prpf4, whose product is annotated as PRP4 pre-mRNA processing factor 4 homolog (yeast). Gene Ontology annotation, molecular function: protein binding; U6 snRNA binding; U4 snRNA binding. Gene Ontology annotation, biological process: mRNA splicing, via spliceosome. Gene Ontology annotation, cellular component: U4/U6 x U5 tri-snRNP complex. The record is from RefSeq and is a predicted model, not a curated record. NCBI's taxonomy places the organism in Eukaryota, Metazoa, Chordata, Actinopteri, Perciformes, Nototheniidae.
AGGGCUGGAUUCGUUCGGCAGGGUGUGGGAUCUCCGGACCGGACGCUGUGUGAUGUUCCUGGAGGGACACCUGAAGGAGAUCUACUCUCUACACUUCUCCCCCAACGGGCAUCACCUGGCCACAGGAAGUGGAGACAACACCUGUAAGGUGUGGGAGCUGAGGAACAGGAAGUGCCUCUACACAGUCCCCGCCCACCAGAACCUGGUGUCCGCCGUGCGCUUUCAGCCCACAGACGGUCACUUCCUGUUGACGGGAGCCUAUGACAACACAGCGAAGGUGUGGUCUCACCCCGGCUGGACGCCUCUGAAGACGCUCGCCGGACACGAGGGCAAGGUGAUGGGCGUCGACGUUUCUCCGGACGGAAAACUGAUCGCAACAAGUUCGUACGACCGCACCUUCAAACUGUGGCUGACCGAGUGAUGUCAUAGAGUGAUGUCAUAGUGAUGUCAUCGGGGUGUCAGGAUUUUGUUUUUUUGUCUGAAAGUGAAUAAAACCUCAUUUUUUUUCUUGUUUAUUUUUUAAAUAAAGUUCCAGUUUACAUUU